Molecule: messenger RNA, 2992 nt
Organism: Misgurnus anguillicaudatus (oriental weatherfish)
Lineage: Eukaryota; Metazoa; Chordata; Actinopteri; Cypriniformes; Cobitidae
Source: RefSeq, a predicted model, not a curated record
CUGCAGCUCUCACCUGCAGCAGGGGGUGGCGCGCUUAUAGCGAGGUGGAGGAAAGGGAUUGCGCGCUCCCGUCUGUGACCACGCUGCCCGGUUACAGCGCGGCGCGCCCCUAAAAUCCGCACGCGUUAAGAGGCGGGUCGAGAUUUUUAUUAUAGCCUCAGUGGCUUUCCUCAUCCGACCGGAGAUUUCCCGUUAAACUCAGACAACAACCGGCUUCCGGACUGAGUGACGUUGAUAUAAAAUUCGAUUAUUAUUGGAAUCGUCUGGAAUAUUUUCUCUUUGAAUGGCUGCAGGUGCCUGGCUUUGUUUUACGUUACGCGUUUUAUAGAAUAAUCGUCGGCUUUUGUGUUAAUGUAAAUGAUGCUGGCGCGCCCUGUCUGUCCAGUAAACGCGCAGCGGAGAGAGCGGAGCGCCCGCUCGGGGUGAUACAGUAGCAGAUUUUAUACUGAUCGACGCGUCACUCAUCAUACAAGAAUAAAGGAGCCGUGCGCUCCAAAGCCGGUAACCGGGCAGAAAACAUGUCUCUCAGCAGAACCAUCGAGCUCGAGCACUUUGACGAACGGGACAAGGUGCACCGCUCCAAACGGGCUUCGGGUUCAGGAGGUUCGGGCUCUCAGCAGGGUUCCCGGGCGAGCAGUCUGGUACCGAGUCCGGCGCACAGCGCUAACUGCAGCUUCUACCGGACGCGCACGCUUCAAGCGCUCAGCUCCGAGAAACGUGCCAAGAAGGUGCGCUUCUACCGGAACGGAGAUCGGUACUUCAAGGGUCUGGUGUACGCGGUAUCGCAAGACCGGUUCCGUUCACUGGACGCGCUCCACGCGGAGCUGACGCGCUCGCUCACGGAUAACCUGCACCUGCCGCAAGGUGUGCGCAACAUCUAUACCUUGGACGGCGCGAGGAAGAUCACGAGCCUGGAUGAGCUUGUGGAAGGUGGGAGUUACGUUUGUGCCUCGAAUGAACCCUACAGGAAGGUGGACUACACUAAAAAUGUCAACCCGAACUGGGGCUCUCGGAUGGCGGGGACGGGGCUGGGGUCCGGAGCCCCGCGUCAGGGGGUCCAGCGCCUGGAUGGGGAAACAAGAGAGAGUAAAGACUUCAUCAAACCCAAACUGGUGACGGUGAUCCGUAGCGGAGUGAAGCCUCGGAAGGCCGUAAGGAUUCUGCUGAACAAGAAGACGGCGCACUCGUUCGAUCAGGUGCUCGCUGACAUCACAGAGGCAAUUAAACUGGACUCAGGUGUGGUGAAGAGACUUUACACCCUGGAUGGGAAACAGUUGACCAGUCUACAGGAUUUCUUCGGUGAUGAUGAUGUGUUUAUGGCGUGCGGUUUGGAGAAAUUCCGUUACGCUCAGGACGACGCUGCCAUUGGACACGCUGGAAAGGGGGCGGCGGCCGCAUUUGUUAAUGAAUGUAAGAAGGCCAAACCUCCAGUCCCUCCGAAAACAUGUGGAGCCAAAAGCCCUGGAGCACCAAGAUCCAAAUCACCUGUAUCUGCCAAUGAGGAUCCAAGGAGUCAAUCUCCACCUGUGAUGUCAUCAAAGCCCCCGUGCAGCCCGGAAACCCAACGCAGUCGUAAUAGCUCUGUUCAUCAGGCGUCUCCCACCCAAGACCUCAAUGAAAAGGACGACAUUAGUCCAGAGGUGAAUGGUAAUGAAGUUCAGUCAUCUGUAAUCACAGCGAAAUAUAAAGUAGGAAAAGUGAUUGGAGAUGGAAACUUUGCUGUUGUCAGAGAGUGUGUGGAGAGGUCUUCAGGGCAGGAGUUUGCACUCAAGAUCAUAGACAAAGCAAAAUGCAGUGGCAAGGAGCAUCUGAUAGCCAAUGAGGUGGCAAUAUUACGCAGGGUUCGACACCCCAGCAUCAUUAUGCUAAUUGAAGAAUUGGACACGCCCACUGAGCUGUAUUUGGUCAUGGAGCUUGUUAAGGGUGGUGAUCUGUUUGAUGCCAUCACUUGCUCUACAAAAUACACAGAGCGAGACGCCAGCGCCAUGCUGUUCAAUUUGACCGGAGCGCUCCGAUAUCUGCACAGAAUGAACAUCGUCCACCGGGAUAUUAAACCUGAAAAUCUGCUGGUCUGUGAAUACCCAGAUGGCACAAAGUCUCUAAAGUUGGGUGAUUUUGGUUUGGCUACAGUCGUUGAAGGGCCGCUGUAUACGGUCUGUGGAACGCCGACUUACGUCGCUCCUGAAAUCAUCGCUGAGUCGGGGUACGGGUUGAAGGUGGACAUCUGGGCGGCGGGUGUGAUCACAUACAUACUGCUGUGCGGUUUUCCUCCGUUCCGCAGCGAGAAGAAUCAACAGGAAGAGUUGUUUGAACAGAUCUUACUGGGAAAACUGGAGUUUCCUUCACCGUACUGGGACAACAUCGGCGCUUCUGCUAAGGAUUUAAUUGGUAAGAUGCUGCAGGUGAAUGUUGGUGUGCGUUACACAGCCGAUGAGGUGCUGUCACACCCGUGGGUGCAGGUCAGGGAACCCUUAAUGGAUAGAGAGGAGGAGCAGGGACCCCCGGAUGAGGCUUUGAUGGACUCCAACACACCAUGUGACACAGAAGAUGCUGAAAUCACACACAACAACACGGCAGAAGAGGCAGAUCUGUUACAGGUGGAUCAUCUCCAUGGUAACGUAGACUGGUGAAUCUGUGGACAUGCAGCAGAUGAAAAGCCCCUCACCAACACCCAGACCAGACCAGACCUGACCUGUACCACUUCAUCCAGUUCAUACAUAAAUCGUCUGAACAAACCCAUGAACAUCUUGCAUGUGAAUCAUCUCACAUCAUAAGAAAACGCUCAUAGACUGAUAAUGAAAGAGGGACCUGAGUCACAUCUACAGACCAGAAUAUCAAAGAGAGAGAUGAAGUGGGGCUCUUUACACCAGAAAGCCCAGGAGCAACCUAGCAACGCCCUAGCAACCAUCUACAACAUCCUGAUGACUCCAUAGACACAAGUGAGGAACUGCAUAGCAACACCCUGGCAACCAGCACCAUCUUUUACUGUGUU